This is a messenger RNA of Anastrepha ludens (Mexican fruit fly), 4441 nucleotides long. RefSeq names its product neurogenic protein mastermind. Gene Ontology annotation, biological process: regulation of cytokine production; negative regulation of transcription by RNA polymerase II; regulation of immune system process. The record is from RefSeq and is a predicted model, not a curated record. The coding region runs from base 147 to 3089 and encodes 980 amino acids. NCBI's taxonomy places the organism in Eukaryota, Metazoa, Arthropoda, Insecta, Diptera, Tephritidae. The transcript has 4 exons.
CCUCAAACAUCAUCUUAAACAACAUCCAACAGAAAUUAAAACAACAACAAAAUUAACCACCAAAAUUAAACGGUAAUAGCUUCUUCUUGCAUAACUCGCACCCAGCUGCGGCCCGACGGCUGCGCAGCGCCUUUUGAGGCCAAUAAAUGAUUGGCACGGAUGAAAUGUCAUCCACUGGUAUGGACAUAAGUGAAUCCUUUCGUGCGGAGGAUCUUACAAAAACGGAUUUUUUCGAUUUCGUCACAGCGCCCGACAUGGGCAUUGGCAUCGGUGUCGGCGCAGAUGUGGUCGACAUCGGAAUGGGUGUGGGCAGUCUGCAUGCGGGGAGCGCAAGUGGCGGCACACACCAGCAGCAUCACCAACAUCAUCAACAGCAGCAGCAACAACAACACACACAUCACCAGCAUCACAAUAGUCACCACCAUCAGCAGCAGCAACACGCGCAUCAUCCGCAGCAACAGCAACAACAACACAGUCAUGAGCAAAGCAAUAGUUUAGCGGGAAAUAUGCCACAUGAUGGUGGUGGCGGUAAUGGUGGUGGUGGUGGCAAUAGUGGGCGCGUGAGCACUCCUGGCAACACCGGCAGUUGCAUAGAUGGCUCAGAUGGUAACAGUAAUGGCAAUAGCAGUGAUCCAACUUUGCAGGGGUAUGAGUUCUGGCACACUGACAAGGAUCCGAACAGUCGCCUAGAUGCCACCAUUUUCGAGGAUCUCGAUCGCUAUUGUUGGCAGCAGCAGGCCGUUUCGGCCGCAGCCGCCUCCUCUGUCGCCACAACAGCAGCCACAACGCACCAGCAUCGCACAACACCCGCUAGCAGCACGCCACAUCCCUCGCACCUACACAGCCCAACGUCACCAAAUCAAACGCAACAGCCACAGCAGCAUUUACACCACCAGCCACACCAUCAACAUCUUCACUCCCAACAACAACAACAACAACAGUCAGCUGCCGCCCAUCACCAACAACGACAGAUGUCGCUCAACAACAACAACAACAGUUCCUGUGCACAAAGUGCCAAUCAACCAGCAAACAGCAAUGCGCCAAACAAUAGCGCUCUAAGCCACAGCCACAGCAAUAACAAUAACAUCAAUAGCAAUAGCAAUGGCAGUACCAGCAUGACAGUGGACAACGCCGAUGGUCAGAUUUACACAAUCACAGUAUUAAAUGGCAGUGAGCCAUGGCUAAAGCGAGAGCCAGAAAAUCCUGCUGGCCAGUUGUCCAGUACACUGGAUCUUGAUAGCCUGCUAGGCACCUUUCCGGGUUAUAUAAAAUCAGAGUAUCCUUAUGAUGACAGUGCAGGUGGUUAUGGUGCAGCGGACGGUAAUGGUAGGGAUGGCAGCGGCAGCAGUGAUAUGGUGAAUGGCUUGGGCAUGGGAGCUGCUGGUGCGGCGAGUCUUCAUGGUGGUGGCAGUGGGAGUGGUGUAAAUAGUCAGCGGUUGCCUUCACUGGUGACGGCGAUAUCGAUAGCCAGUGGCAUUGGUGGGGUGGGAGGUGUGGCGAAUCCGACGCAUUCACAGUUGGCGCAAUUUCAGAAUAACAACAAUGACUGGCAUAUGGCCGAUCAUAAUGCAGAGCAGAACUCUGCUGAGUCAUUGUUGCGAAGUGCCCUGCAAGGCAAAGGCUACUCCAAAGGGUUACACAUGCAAAAUGGUAUCUCCUUAUUACCCUCAUCGCCCACAGUGAAGGAGGAAGAAAUGAGGCGGCUGCUCUUUCCACCAGAUGCGGAAUCUCUCUCUUUCGGUGAUGCCGCACUCAGCGCAGCCCAAAUGUUUGACGAUACCCAUCCUUCGCAUUUGGUGGGCAGCCAGCAUCCGAACGGCAGUCUAGGCAUGCCAGCCGGUGCCAACACCAGCCUCAUGGUCGACGAUAUGUUCCUAUCGCUAGAAAGUGCAUUCAGCGACGACUUCGAGAAGAUCAAACGCAUCGCCAACGAAGUGCAACAAUUCUGCUCACCCACUUCCAGUGGUGAUUACGGGGGCAACGAUGUGCUGAUGCAAAUAUCGCCAGCUGCUGGCACGGGUGCAGGAAGUGCGAGCCUACAGCAAUUGCAGCAGCAACAACAACUGCAUUCGCCAGCGACAACGCCUACGGGCAUGCCGCAACAACAACUAUCACCAUUGCCACCAUCAGCUGUACCGGCGCUACACAUGCAAAACCAGCAGUCUGUCGUGCAGCAACAACAACAGCAGCAGCAGCAGCAACGUGCGCUUCAUUCACAACAACAACAACAGCAAACCGCUUCAGGCAAGUCAACGUCCGCCACGGGCAGCAGCAGCAACGCCAGCAGCAGCACUACCAAAGUGACAAAGAAGUACAAGCGCUCGACGUCGAGUACGCAACACCACAACAACAACAAUCCAAAUGUUGUCAAUCACAACAGCAACAACAAUAAUACAGGUAAUAACAACACAGGCGUUGGCAGUGGCCCCAACGCCGCCAAUGGCACAAAUGGUCCAGCGAGCGGUGGCAGCAGUUCCAGCACCAGCAGCAACAGUCCCACUCACUGUAAUGGCCAACGCAAAGAACGCUCACUACACUACUGUUCCAUCUGCUCGAAGGGUUUCAAGGACAAAUACUCGGUGAAUGUGCACAUACGCACGCACACCGGCGAGAAACCCUUCACCUGCUCACUCUGCGGCAAAAGCUUCCGCCAAAAGGCACAUCUCGCCAAGCACUACCAAACGCAUAUGGCGCAGAAGCACAACGGAGGGCUGGUGAAAGGUGGUGCCGGUAGCGGUGGUGGAGGUGGCGGUGGCAAUUCUAGCAAGCAUCAGCGUGCAGCCGCAGCAGCAGCGGCGGCGGCGGCGGCAGCAGCAGCAGCUGCAGCUCAAUCGGCGAAUAGUGGCGCUGGCGGCAACAACUUAUCGCUUGUGUCCAACAGUUGCGCCGGCAGCGUAGUAGCAGCGACUGUGCAUCAACGUCAGCUGAGUGUGGCCACAUCACUGGGAUUGGCUGGCGGUGGCGCACGUGCCGUAGCCGGCAGUGUGGUGUCUUCGGUAGCUGUGGGCGGGCCACUAAGUGGACCGUCGCUCGCCGCCGUGAAUGCCAAUGUCUUACCGCCAGCGAAUGGUUUGCUGGCGAAUAGGUAAAAUUACUUAAUCUGACAGAUGUGGUUUUUCACGCAGCAUCGCAUCGUAUGCUGCAGCUGAUUCACCAAAUUAUGUAUUGUAUUAUAACAUUUUUUAAUUGGGUUAAGUUUUUUAUAUAAAUUAAUCAUAUCUUGUUCCUAAUGCUCAAAACAAAUACUCCUAUGCACAAAAACUACUUUGGCACACAUACUCAUACAAAAGUGUGUGUGUGUGUGUUUGUGUGUACGCACUCACAUACUGCUGCUACUAGUUCCCCUUUCUUUGAACAAUUGUAUUGUACUUUAUAUCUAAAUAUACAUAUAUCCAUACGGGUCUAUCUGAAAUUAAAGGAAAAAUAAAAAUAUUUUUAUAUACACAUCAAAGUGCCUAAAUACUUUAAAACCGUCCUAUAAGCUGGUACAUGUCUUACUAUAUGACUUCUAACUCAUCGAAUUUAUCUGUGCAUUCCUAUAUACUAUUGUACAUACUUAAACACUUAAAUACUUAAUUAAUUACACACAUAAAUACUUAAGUUCUCAAUUUUUUAAAUAUUGUACUUAAACACUUAAGUACUUUAACACUUGAAUACUUGCCUAAAUACCUACCUACCUUUCUAUGAACGCAACAAUGUGAAAGUAUCGAUUCAAGAUUUUUAGCCCUUUGCAGCUGCUACUUUUGGAAUUUUUUAUCUUAAAAUAAAAGUUUUAAGAAUUGAAAGCAACUAUAAAGUUAUUGAAACCCUAAUUGCAUGCAAAUAUGUAUAAGUAUAAUCAGUAUAAGUAUAUCGAUCAAAAAUAUUAAUUUACUCACUAAAAUCAGCUUUCGGUGUCGAAUCAACACUCAACCACUCGUAUAAAUUGAAAUUUACAAUAGAAGUAUAUUAGGGUGCACCAGACUCUAAGCACUCCACAUAAAAUUAAAAGUGGUACUGUUUUUCCAUCAGGAUUUCAUUAUUAUUAUUAUUUAUUAAGUAUGAAAAGCGGCCACUUCACAAUUUUGUUAAAUUCAACUUACAGAAUAUGAAAGUAUAAAAUUUAUUAUAUUAUAUUUCAUGACUACCGCCAAACUAUUUCGUAAAAAUAUAAUCCAACGUAAAACUAUAAAACCACCGCAAGUUUUGACAAUUUAUUUACUUAUUUUUUAAUUUUUUACUUUGAAUAAUUCUUUUUUUGUGAUGUUUUAUAUUGCUCCUUUUUAUGAGAGCACCCCCUCAUACGCAGUUUUUUGGAUGAAUUAUCUGGUAUGCUUCAAAAUUUGUAAACUUUAUCUGUGAUUGUUUGGUAAAAUAAGUCCCAGAUAUUAAACAAAUGCCAAUUUGUUCAGCAUGAAGCGUAUGUUCCAAUACCCCCUCAUGUUUAAGUAAGCCGUCUGCA